AUGGAGCGGGCCAACGAGCUGCGUGCCCUAAGCGCUCCGGCCCCUCGACCAUUGCCAGAUGGUGCACGCGGCAGCUCGGCCUCCAUCUCGUCCAAGACAGCUCCGUUACGCUCGUCGGCAACUCCAGGACCGUCCUUUCGUGCCCGCUCUGCAUCGGCCCCGAGAUCGCGCAACACUACCCCAGCGUUCAACUCGGAACAGCUACACCUGAAGCGUCUGGCGUCCAGUGUCAAGCUCCGUAGCACCUUUGACCUGAUUGCGGACAAGUACGGCUCAAUCCCACCAGAAGAGGACGACGAGAUUGACCUUGUGACUGGCGAGAUUGUGCUAGACCGUGGACGUCUCCGUCUACUCGAGCCUCGAGAGUUUGCGGACCCUCUCCCCGGAGAAGACGAUGCAGAUGUCGAGUUUGCGGACGACCCUCCGCCUGGAGGUAUGUCUCUGGGCCCCGAGAUGGUCAUGUUUGGCGAGGAUGAGGACGAACUGGGCGACUGGGACAACCGCUCUGGUCUCGACAUACAGGUGCCCACCGAGGUCAUUCAGCAGCCUAGAACUCAGGUGGACAUUGACGACCUGAAGGAGUUCCUCGAGGCCAAUGCCGUGUUGCUCGCCAACAGCUGCGCGGGUGAAGACGACGUAUCUGCGACUCCAUCACCCGAGAGCUCCCCUGGUGUUCGUCUUCAGGACCUCAACCUGAGCGACGAUGAGCUCGCUGCAGACGAUGAAGACGCCCAAGAAGCACGCCGCGUGACCCCCGCCCCGCGCAGCCUUCCCUCGAGCACCACCAAGCGUCUCCCCCAGACUUCCCUCGCCGCUUCCACCACCCAUCGUUCCUCUCCUCCACAUCCUAACACCUCCCAACGUGUUCUCACUACUUCCCAGUCGCUCCCCAACCUCCGUUCGGCUAUACGUCAGCCCAAGCAAGUCCGCGACGACCUGUUCGGGACCCCGCCUCGCGACAUUGGUCCCUCACGAUGGGACCUCACGGCUCCCCGCGUCCGCUUUGCCGACGAUGCCAUUAUUGUCCCUGGGGAUGGCACACCUGCUCGUGUGGCCAAGAUCCGAGGUGCCAAGAAACGCACUGUGACUAUCCCCGUGUCGCCAACAAGGAGGCUGGACAAGGGCAAGCAGCGCAUGCUGGGCGAGAGACCCACGGACGUCUUUGGUGGCGUGUUGGAACGGCCCGCUGGUCUCAACACGUCCAAGGCUCUGCAAGCCGUCAUGUCCAAGCGCCCUAAACGAGGACUGGAUACUCCUUAUGACCCGGACGUACGGGCCGGCUCUGAGGAGGUGGCCUCGGACUCGUCGACUCCUGACGCCUUGGAUUUGGACUUUUCGAGCGCAGUACAAGACUUUGACGACCAACAGCCUCCUUCCAUUCCUCCUUCGUCAUCACCCCUGACACUACGAUACGAGGUUGUCACCAAGAAGGAUCGACAGGCAGACACGAGCUUGCAGUCAAUACACUGGUGGAAUUCCUCGCCAGAGCAAUCUCUCCGCUCAUCCUCGCCCGUGUUCGUUGACCACUCGUCUCCACCCCAGUCUCCUGGACGGUCGCCGCCGACAACGCGGCUGUUGUUGUCUCCGUCUCCGUCUCCUCCGAGGACAUCACAGCGCCGGCAACCUCGUGCCAUUACUAUUUCCGCGUCGACGACACCUGGGACUCGCUCGCUGCGAUCCCAGACCCGCGCUCCUGCCACUGUUGUCACAGAGAGACAUUGGACUGAGAAGGUCACCCCGCCUCCAAAGGGCCCAGCCCCACGGCCCAAGACGCAACCACCAAAGCGAGCACAACCCCUCCCAGAUGACUGGCUUCCCGAUCCCGAUGAUCCUCGCUAUUAUCCUCGUCUGCACUUUGUCCGCGGCGGCGGUAUCCAACACUGUAAACUGUGUCGUGCAGAUGGUGGAUUACGGGAAGAACGAUCCAAGUACUGCAAGGGACGGUUCCGUCCGUCCGCUUGUAUGUUUGAGGAGACUGCGUCUGACGAUGCGGAUGAUGAUUCCUCGGUGCGGGCCUCUUCGGUGACGCUCAGCGCCUCGGUUGUCCGACAACACUCGGCAAGCCCCCCUUCGCUAUCUCCUCAAUCACCACCGCCUUCCUCGCGCCGAUCCUCCAUCGCACCAUCGUCGCCAACUCAGCUUAUUCGUCGCCUCCGCUCAACUGUGUCCUCCCUUAACACUACGCCCCAGGACUGCAGCUCGAGCAAGUUCAGCACCGCGUCGACCCAUUCCAAAUCGCGUCGCCUGCGGCGUUGCCUUGCGUGUGUCGAUGCUGGUGGUGAGCGUCAGGCCAAUGCCCAUUUCUGCCGUGGAAGAACACGACAGCACAUGUGUGACCCUGGCGCAGCUAGGGAAGCAAGUGUGCUCGCAUCCAAGGCAUCCGAGGCCCCGUCCGACUUGGGCUCGCCUGUUGCCGACGAGCAGCGGUUUGAGGUGCCGCAGCUGCCCCAAGACGACGACAGCGGUUCCGAGUCUGACGACGAACAGCCUGACAUUCAGCCAUUUGUUCUCCCGCAGAUCGAGAACGACGUGGCGGACUAUUUGGAUCUCGCGGCUGCAGACUCUGGUGAAGAGAGCGACGUGGCGGAGCCAUUCGAACCAACCGCUGCAGACUACGAUGACGUCGAGGACGAACGCGAGGCCCGCCCAGUGAUUCUCGAGCAAGACUAUUCCGACGACGAGUCUUACCACUCGGCUACCGAAGGAUCGGAUAGCGAGUCAGAGGCUUCUAGCGAGGACUUGGAGGAGGUUCUUGACGCCUUGGUCGACCCCUCGGAUUCGGACGUGAGCGAGUAUAGUCCUGCAAGAGGAGUGGCCUUGGAAUCUGAAGACGACGACGGCGACGACGAGUCGGUUGGCAGCGAUAGCAACAGCGUCACGAUAAAGGUGCCCACCUCGCCAUGGAAUGCCAGCUCCCUCGCACCGUUUGAUCACCAACAGUUCAUUGUCGAGCACGACUCGGAGGCUGUGGCCAACUAUACUUCUCCGCCAGACGAUGACGACCGUUACUCGACCUACCUACGUUUCCGCGCCGACGGUGAAGGCGUGCACAUGUGCGACCUAUGCCUGGAGGAGGGUGGCGACCGAGCAGAGCUUGCCAUCGCCCCUCCCUCUCCCAGCGUGUACUCGGACGCAGGUGCCAGCUUCAUGGGCCCGAGGUCACGUCGCGAGCGCGCGAGCUCAUCCCUCAUGGACGACGUGCGCGACAUGUUUUCGCCUGGUGCACCUUCCUCGCCAGGGCCCGUUGACAUUGACAUGAGCUCGCCGACGGCAUACCGCUCGCCAGCCGUUUUCGAAUCGUCACCCGUCCUUGGGGCGCCACGCUCGGAGCUGAGUUCAUUCUUCUCAUCGCCCCCAUACCAGCAGACGACCUUGGACGGGUCGCUACCUGGCUCAUCUCCCCUGGCCGACCGGUUUGCAGCCGCCACACGGCUGCGCCCAGCGCCCGCACGCGCGCAGACAAUGAACCCGACUCCGCCUCGCUCCUCGUCUGCGGGGACGGACGCGUCGCCUCCGCGCGUACGCGCCGUCACCAUUGCCGCUGGCCGUAUGACUCCACCGUCCUCGCAGACCCCCGAGGUGGUUAAGAGUGCGCCAACGGCGAAGCAGACGAGGCCGACCACCACAAGCAAGAUGAACGUUCCGUCGUUGCCAUCUCCGAUCUCUGAAGUCCCAAGCUCGGACGCUGCUCAGCAACCCGACUCGGACGAGAUCCCCAACUCGCCGUCCCCCAACCCCUGCCGCACAUUGCCUCAUGAGCCGUUCUCGGCUGAGAUAACCAUGCGCGCCGCCGAUGUGGGCUUUGCGCUCGGUCCAGCUCCAACUGGCCGCCUAAGCACGGCAAUGCUCAGCGCGCUUGCUCCUGCUUUGGGCCAAGGACAAGCUUCUCCUCCCAGCGAGCCGACGCUGGCCCAGGCCGUGAACGGGGCCUUCACCCUCCCAGCUCCUCCGUGCCCCACCAGGCCCGCCGAGACCGUCUCUGCGCCCUCGCGGAUACAGGCUGGCAGCAGCUCGAGUCCGUCUACAUCCCUGGGUCUCAUGCUCCCGCCGCCAGUCCCGACUCGUCGCGCGGCGCCGCCUGCCCCAUCCUCCACCAACUCGACACCGCGUAAACGCCGUGCAAGCACGUAUGCCGAUGACGACGAGUACGACGAGCCCGCCCCCAUGAAAUUCACCACGACGGUCAAGGUGCCCAGACAACCGCCGGUGCGGUCGCGCUCGCGGUCGGUGUCCGUCUCCUCGCGCACCGUGACCGGCACGCCGAGCCGUGCGCGCGUCUACUCGCGCACAACUCCGGCAAGCACCCCGCGCAAGAAGAGCCGUACGGAGCGACACCUCGAGUACAUUGCGGCCAGCAUGGACGAUGACGAGGGCCUGGAAUGGGGUUUGGACGAGGAAGUGGGCGAUGACGCGCGGGUGUGGCGAGAGGGCAGCGUCGUGGUGCCGUUUGUGUAA
Molecule: messenger RNA, 4455 nt
Organism: Apiotrichum porosum
Lineage: Eukaryota; Fungi; Basidiomycota; Tremellomycetes; Trichosporonales; Trichosporonaceae
Exons: 2
Coding region: 1-4455 (1484 amino acids)
Cellular component (GO): nucleus
Molecular function (GO): protein heterodimerization activity; histone binding
Source: RefSeq, a predicted model, not a curated record